CCUGCCUCUCUUCCGCCUGCAAAUGAUCAGCUGGGAUUCAUGCUGGGAUCGCUGCCACUUGUGCUGCGUUUAGGAUCCUCCUAACCUCCAGCUCCUCUCCUUCCAGGCUCACAGCACCGCACACCCUGAACCCCGGGCAGGGAUGGCAGAAUGUGUCAUCUGCCGCCUGACCGCCUACUUGGAAGAGCUCGAGGCGGUGGAACUGAAGAAGUUCAAGUUGUACCUGGGGAAUGUGGCAGAGCUGGGGGAAGGCAAGAUCCCCUGGGGACGUAUGGAGACGGCCGGCCCUCUGGAAAUGGCCCAACUCCUUGUGGCCCAUCGAGGGUCAGGAGAGGCCUGGCUGCUGGCUCUGAGCCUCUUUGACCAGAUCAACAGGAAGGACCUGUGGGAGCAAGGACAGAGAGAGCUCCUGGGGAGAGAUGCCCCACCUGGUGGCCCGUCCUCACUGGGAAGGCAGUCAGGAUGUCUUCUGGAAGUCUCUUCUGGCACUCCAAGGAAAGGUUCCCAGGAAACCUACCGGGACUACGUGCGGAGGAAAUUCCGGCUGAUGGAAGACCGCAAUGCCCGCCUGGGAGAAUAUGUCAACAUCAGCCACCGGUACACAAGGCUGGUCCUGGUGAAGUCACACUCCAGUUCUAAGCGGGCCCAGCAGAAGCUUCUGGCCAUGGGCUGGGGGCACACAGGAACCGUGGUGUAUCAGGCCAGCCCCAUCCAGGUGGAGACCCUCUUCGAGCCAGACGAGGAGCGGCCAGAGCCACCUCGCACUGUGGUCCUACAAGGGGCAGCAGGGAUGGGCAAGUCCAUGCUGGCCCACAAGCUGAUGCUGGACUGGGCCGAAGGGAGGCUCUUCCAAGGCAGGUUUGAUUAUCUCUUCUACAUCAACUGCAGGGAGAUGAACCAGAGCACCAAACGCAGCCUGCGAGAUCUCAUCUUCAGCUGCUGGCCUGACCUAAGCAUGCCCCAGGAGCUCGUCCGGGUUCCUGAGCGCCUCCUUUUCAUCAUUGACGGCUUUGAUGAGCUCAAACCCUCUUUCCACGACCCUCAGGGCCCUUGGUGCCUCUGCUGGGAGGAGAAACAGCCCACAGAGCUUCUCCUGAGCAGCUUGAUUCAGAAGAAGCUGCUUCCUGAGCUGUCUUUACUGAUCACCACUCGGCCCACAGCUUUGGAGAAACUCCAUCGCUUGCUGGAGCACCCCCGGCAUGUUGAGAUCCUGGGCUUCUCCGAGGCAGAGAGGAAGGAGUAUUUCUACAAGUAUUUCCGCAACGCGGAGCAGGCCGCCCAGGUCUUCAACUUCGUGAGAGACAAUGAGCCUCUCUUCACCAUGUGCUUUGUCCCCAUGGUGUGCUGGGUCAUUUGCACCUGUCUCAAGCAGCAGCUGGAGGAUGGGGAGCUUUUGAGACAGACAUCCAGGACCACUACAGCUGUGUACAUGCUCUACCUUCUGAGUCUGAUGCAACCCAAGCCAGGGACCCCCUCCCACCUGCCCCCACCCAACCAGAGAGCGCUGUGCUCCUUGGCAGUGGAUGGCCUCUGGAAUCAGAAGAUACUGUUUGAGGAGCAGGACCUCCGGAGACACGGCCUCGAUGGGGCAGAUGUCUCUGCCUUCCUCAACAUGAACAUCUUCCAGAAGGACAUCAACUGUGAAAAGUUCUACAGCUUCAUCCACUUGAGUUUCCAGGAAUUCUUUGCCGCCAUGUACUAUAUCCUAGAUGGUAGGGAUAGUGGAUCAGGCCCAGAGCGGAAUGUGAAUAGGCUGUUGGCUGAGUACGGAUUGUCCGAGAGGAGCUUCUUGGCACUCACGGUCCACUUCCUGUUUGGACUCCUGAAUGAGGAGACACGAAGCUACUUGGAGAAGAGUCUUUUCUGGAAGGUCUCGCCACACAUCAAGAUGGAACUGUUGAAGUGGAUCCAGAGCAAAGCCCAGAGUGAGGGUUCAACCCUGCAGCAAGGCUCUUUGGAGUUCUUCAGCUGUUUGUAUGAGAUCCAGGAGGAGGAGUUCAUCCAGCAGGCCCUGAGCCACUUCCAAGUGGUCGUGGUCAGCAACAUCACCACCAAGAUGGAGCACAUGGCCUCUUCGUUUUGUGUGAAGAAUUGCAGGAAUGUCCAGGUGCUGCACCUGUAUGGGGCCACCUUCAGUGCAGAUGAAGAUGGGGUGAGAGGGACUUCAGGGCCCCAGAAGCCACUGGCACCGAUACCAGAGAGGAACAUUCUGCCCGACACCUACAGUAGACACCUCACUGCUGCCCUGCACGCCAAUCCUCAUCUAAUAGAGCUGGCUUUGUACCGCAACGCCCUGGGGAGCCGGGGGGUGAAGCUGCUGUGUCAGGGGCUCGGACACCCCAACUGCCAACUUCAGAACCUGAGGCUGAAGAGGUGUGGAGUCUCCAGCUCUGCCUGUCAAGACCUUGCAGCAGCUCUGAUAGCCAAUAAGAAUUUAAUAAGGAUGGACCUAAGUAGCAACAAUCUCGGGCUACCAGGCAUGGCACUGCUUUGUGAGGGGCUCCGACAUCCCAAAUGCAGACUGCAGAUGAUUCAGUUGAGGAAGUGUCAGCUGGAUCCUGGGGCUUGUCAGGAGCUGGCCUCUGUGCUCAGCUGCAGCCGGCAUCUGGUGGAGAUGGACCUCACCGGCAACGCCCUGGGGGACGUGGGGCUGAGGCUGCUGUGUCAGGGCUUGCAGCAUCCAGCCUGCAGGCUCCGCACCUUGUGGUUGAAGAUUUGCCACCUCACAGCAGGUGCCUGUGAGGACCUGGCUUCCACUCUGGGUGUGAACCAGAGCCUGACAGAGCUGGACCUGAGCCUGAAUGAGCUGGGAGACCGCGGGGUGCAGCUGCUGUGCGAGGGCCUCAGGCAUCCUAAGUGCAGACUCCAGACCCUCCGGUUGGGCAUCUGCAGGCUCGGCUCUGCCGCCUGUGAGGGUCUCUCCGCUGUGCUCCAGGCCAACCGACACCUCUGGGAGCUGGACCUGAGUUUCAACGACCUGGGAGACAGGGGCCUGCAGCUGCUGUGCGAGGGUCUGCACCACCCCACCUGCAGACUCCAGAAACUGUGGCUGGAUAGCUGUGGCCUCACUGCCAAAGCUUGUGAGGAUCUUUCGUCCACCCUGGAAGCCAACCAGACCCUGAUGGAGCUCUACCUGACCCACAAUGCCUUGCAGGACACAGGUGUCCGGCUGCUGUGCAAGAGGCUCAGUCAUCCUGGCUGCAAACUUCGAGUCCUCUGGUUGUUUGGAAUGGACCUGAAUAAAAUGACCCAAAGGGCGUUGGCAGCACUUCGUGUGAAGAAACCUUACUUAGAUAUUGGUUGUUGAUCAGGCACUUCUGUUGCUUUAAUACAAAAGAAUGAUGGGGUGAAAGAGAUCACUACCCAGGACCCAUUUAUCAACAUAGCAGUCUUAACAGUCCAAACCGCAGACUGAGACUAGCCGUUUCUACUGGCAGGUCUGAGAAACCAGCUUAUGAUGGAAACAGUUCUGAUGGGGAGAACUUUGAACUUAGGACAGGUAUGGCUGAUUAUAAGACACUUUAGGGAAUGCAAAACUCAUAAUAGGGAAUUCAAAAGCCUCCAGUGGUGGCUGCCUAUUGAGGGCACAGGAAAGCACCAGCCAUAUCCAACCAAAAAUGGACAGUGCCCAGACUGACAAAACUGUGCCUAGAACACAGAAUCUGAAGGCACUACACAGUUGGGCCUACUAGACACAUCCACUCCUAAGAUGCUAUCAACAGCCUUUGUUCAAAGGAUGAAGACAUUUCUACCGUGAUUCUGUCAUCUCACUGGGACAUUGAGAUCUGACACCUACUCAUUGUUGGCCCAUCUGUAAACUGGCCAAUAACCGAGGUGUGCCCUGGAUGAAAACAUCAAAUGGACCGACUUCACUAUUGGAAAUUUGAACAAAGAAACUAAGCCCAAUGGCAUUGGGGAAUUAAGUUCCCAGGAACAUCAUGAGGUAACUCUAAGCAUGUCACACAGAAGACAUAUACUGGCAACAUGUUUUGUAAGAGGAAGCCAAAGGAAGAUUUUUAGGACUGGAGAAGGCAGCUGAUUUCAUCUCCAUCCAUAGACCUGUUCCUGAGUCCCGUUCCUCUGGGCACUGAUGAAUGCCCUAUCAGCGCACAACUGCCCCUUGAAAGUGUUAACAAUUGGGCUCCUCAAAAUAUGUGGUUACCUGGAUUCUAGAAUCCUUUCCACAGGUGCUUCUGUAAGAAGCUCUGCCACAGCAAGGUCAACUAGUGUCUGGUUACAACAGAGUCUGGUUGCAACAGCUUCAGUCUCCUCUUAUUUUUGUUCCUUCCUCAGUCUUGAGGGAUAUGGGACGAUGACCGUUCUGGCUGCUUCAGGCUGUGAAGGGACGUAGAUAUUAUGGGGCAGAGGAAUGGAACUGUUUUGCUUGUAGUUGAAGAUAUGAGAUCCUGGUGGUUCUUCUUGGAGGGACUGGUACCCCUGGGUUUCAGGGCUCAGCUGGCAUUGGAACAAUCUGGAAUAGACGUCCCUGAGAAAUAAACUUCACAAGUGAAUGAAA
Molecule: messenger RNA, 4516 nt
Organism: Choloepus didactylus (southern two-toed sloth)
Lineage: Eukaryota; Metazoa; Chordata; Mammalia; Pilosa; Megalonychidae
Gene: NLRP12
Product: NLR family pyrin domain containing 12
Exons: 10
Coding region: 143-3307 (1054 amino acids)
Biological process (GO): negative regulation of canonical NF-kappaB signal transduction; negative regulation of inflammatory response; cellular response to cytokine stimulus
Cellular component (GO): cytoplasm
Molecular function (GO): protein binding
Source: RefSeq, a predicted model, not a curated record